Messenger RNA from Zygosaccharomyces rouxii, 516 nucleotides. RefSeq lists its product as uncharacterized. NCBI's taxonomy places the organism in Eukaryota, Fungi, Ascomycota, Saccharomycetes, Saccharomycetales, Saccharomycetaceae. The transcript has a single exon. The record is from RefSeq and is a predicted model, not a curated record. Gene Ontology annotation, biological process: regulation of translational initiation. Gene Ontology annotation, cellular component: cytoplasm. The coding region runs from base 1 to 516 and encodes 171 amino acids.
AUGAUUCCUGUGGGUCGAAUUAGAUGCCUUUACAGUACUAUGGUUAAGAGCUGGGUUGAAUCAGAGAUAUUGGUGGACCGCAAGUCUAAGUUCCAGGCAAGAUGCUGUACUAUGAAGAAUUCUGAUGAGGUUCCAUUACUGCUGCAAGAUCUGGUAGAUGGAAACAAGUCAAUUGCUAAGGCCAGUCAUCCGCACAUGUAUGCCUGGAGAACUGGUGAAGCCGUAGCUUCUGUAGAUUCUGACAAGACCAAAGGUAGUGGUAAGAAAUCGAAGAAGAAUAAAGACAUAUCCUCUAACUCGUCUCAGCCAUCGUGGAAAAAUGUUCAACAAGGUUGUCAAGAUGGUGGGGAAUCUGGUGCGGGUCAAAGACUCUUAACUUUGCUCGAAAGAGCUCAAGUGUUUAAUGUAUUAGUGGUAGUAACAAGAUGGUAUGGUGGUACGCCAUUAGGCUCAGCAAGAUUUCGUCACAUUACAUCAACUGCAUCAGAAUGUUUGAAAAAGAGUGGAUUUCUUUAG